AUGGCUUGUAAGACUAAAACAUGGUUUAGUUUGUAUCUUAUUUUCUUGGUUGCAUGCUACAUGCAGCAUUGUGUUAGCUCAUCUCAAGUGCCUUGCCUUUUCAUAUUUGGAGACUCCUACUCUGAUAGUGGAAACAAUAACUAUAUUCAAACCACUGCAAAGGCUAACUACAAGCCAUAUGGUAUCGACUUUCCAACAGGCCCAACGGGAAGAGCUACCAAUGGAAGAACUAGAGCUGACAUAAUUGGGGAAUUACUUGGAUUUGAGAAUUUCAUUCCACCUUUUGAAAACACUAUAGGCUCCGACAUACUUAAAGGUGUGAACUACGCGUCUAGUUCAAGUGGAAUUCUCUACGAGACAGGAAAAAAAACAGCGGGUACUAAUAUCGCUUUGGGAUUACAGUUACAAAAUCAUAAAAUUACAGUGUCCAAAAUUGUUGCCAAGCUUGGAGGUUUACCACAAGCUAGAGAUCAUUUGGCAAAGUGCUUGUAUUAUGUUUAUAUAGGCACCAAUGAUUACUCAUUAAAUUAUUUCCAGCCAGAAUACUACUCAACAAGUAAAAUCUAUAAUCCUGAGCAGUAUGCUCAAGUUCUGAUUAGCGAGUUAUCCGCUCAUCUACAGGAUCUGCAUAAAGACGGAGCAAGAAAACUUAUAUUAGUUGGAUUGGGAAAAAUAGGUUGCACUCCACUUGCAAUUACUAAUGCUGGAAAUCUUGGAUCAUGUGUUGAAACUCAGAAUGAUGCUGCAUUUAUAUUUAGUUAUAAGCUGAGAUCUCUUGUGAAUCUGUUCAAUUCCCUACGUCUAUAUUCCAAAUCUAUAUUUAUAAAUACUACCGCUCUCGCCAUACACAACUCCCCUGGUUUUCUAGUUAAAAGUGCUUCUUGUUGUCCAAUGAAGUCAAAUGGAUUCUGUUAUCCUGAUUCAGUUCCAUGCACAAAUAGAAAUGAGUAUAUUUAUUAUGAUGGAAUUCAUUCCACGGAAGCUGUGAACAACCUCUUUGCAUUAGCUUCCUAUGAUAGUACUUAUUAUCCAAAUAUGACUUAUCCAAUGGAUAUUAAACAACUUGCAGAGCUUAUUAUUGGAAAUGCGUCUUAG
Messenger RNA from Vicia villosa (hairy vetch), 1095 nucleotides. RefSeq names its product GDSL esterase/lipase At1g29670-like. The record is from RefSeq and is a predicted model, not a curated record. Lineage: Eukaryota; Viridiplantae; Streptophyta; Magnoliopsida; Fabales; Fabaceae. Bases 1 to 1095 code for a protein of 364 amino acids. Gene Ontology annotation, molecular function: hydrolase activity, acting on ester bonds. The transcript is spliced from 5 exons.